UUGCCUUUAUUCUCUCCACUCAAUCCAGAGCAGGAAGAUACCUCCACCAUGACCUCCUACUCACGCUCAAUCAACUACUCGGCUGGAAGCCGCAUCGGCUCCCAGAGGGCCCCCAGUGUGUAUGCCGGCGCUGGAGGCUCUGGGGUCCGCAUCUCCAGCAUGAGCGCUCCCAGAAGUUUCUCCUCUGCUGGUGCAGGGUUUUCUGCCUCUGGGGCUGGUGGCAAUGCUGGCUUCAACCUGGCCGAUGCCGUCGACAUCUCUGACAACAAGAAGAUGGCCAUGCAGAACCUGAAUGACCGUCUGGCCACCUACUUGGAUAAGGUGCGCAAGCUUGAGGCAGCCAACAGCGACCUGGAGCUUAAGAUCAGACAGUUCCUGGAGAAAAAGACCAGACCUGAAGGCCACGACUGCACUGCAUUCAAGGUCUCCAUCAGCGACCUGCAGGACAAGAUCUUUUACGCCACUGGUGCCAACGGCUCUCUCUACCUGGCAAUCGAUAAUGCCAAGCUGGCUGCUGAUGACUUCAAGGUUAAGUACGAGAACGAGCUGGCCAUGCGUCAAUCAGUGGAGGCCGACAUCGCCGGGCUGAGGAGGGUCCUGGAUGAGCUUACUCUAGGAAGAUCAGACCUGGAGAUGCAGAUUGAAUCCAUGAAGGAGGAACUCAUCCAGCUCAAGAGGAACCACGAGGAGGACCUUCUCAGUAUGAGGGCCCAGGUUGGAGGUCAGGUCAAUGUGGAGGUGGACGCUGCUCCUCAGCAGGACCUUUCUGUUGUCAUGGCUGAAAUCAGAGAACACUAUGAGACCGUUGCCAGCAAGAGCCGCAAAGACCUGGAUGCCUGGUUCUGUGCCAAGUCUGAAGAGCUCAAUAAGGAGGUUGCUGCGAGCACAGAAACUCUUCAAACAUCCCGCUCUGAAAUCACAGAGGUCAGACGCAACCUCCAGGGCCUGGAGAUCGAGCUCCAAGCCCAGCUUAGCAUGAAAGCGUCUCUUGAAGGAACCCUAACAGAAACCAAUAACCGCUUUGCCAGCAUGCUAGUCGCGUACCAGAGACAGGUGGGCGCUCUGGAGGAGCAGCUCGCCCAGCUGAGAGCAGACCUGGAGCGUCAGGGAAAUGAGUACCAGACGCUGCUGGACAUGAAAACCAGACUGGAGAUGGAGAUUGCUGAGUACAGGAGACUUCUGGAUGGAGAGCUCUUUACACCGCCUGUCUCCUCAACCACCACAACAACAAGGAGGGUUGUCAUUGUCACCAAAGAGACCGUGGAUGGUGAAGAGGUCAGCUCUGAAACUGUGAUGAGAGAUUGAGACAACAAACAUCCAUCAAUUUGCUGCCAGCCGUUCUCAGAAAUACACCAAUAAAAAAUACUUCUGAUGAACUGAAA
Molecule: messenger RNA, 1382 nt
Organism: Labrus mixtus (cuckoo wrasse)
Lineage: Eukaryota; Metazoa; Chordata; Actinopteri; Labriformes; Labridae
Product: keratin, type I cytoskeletal 13-like
Exons: 7
Coding region: 49-1305 (418 amino acids)
Molecular function (GO): structural molecule activity
Source: RefSeq, a predicted model, not a curated record